CUACUAUCGAUAGAACAGCGUUAUCCCCUGUAAGUCAUUCUGGUUCUUGAGAGUGGGUUGGAAGUGUCGUCCGUGAGGAAACUGUAUACUUUGUCAAUAACCUAUUCCCACAUCGGCUUUUGCUUAUCCUAUAUCUACUUCAGGAGUUCGUCCCCGUCCCCGUCCCCGUCAUAAAGAGCGCCUCCUGAUCGCGCUGUAUGCUCCUUUAGCUUGGACUUCCUGCAACAUCGCUACCAUUAUCUGACGCCUAACCGAUAGUCACAAGCGAUCCACUACAUUUGAAUACUCAUUUACUCUGCAAUAAACAAUCUAGACAACCAUGUCCGACGAUGGCGCAACUCCGCGGGAAUUGGUGGUCGAAGCAUGCCGACGAGACCAGCCACACCUCCUCGAGCAAGUCAUGGAGGGGUUAGAAGGGAAAUCCAACGAACAAGUCGCGGAGUUCUUCAACGGCGUGACCGACCCCUUAGGGAACCACGCCUUACACAUCUGCGCUACGUACGGCAGCUUCGACACAAUGGACGCCCUCUUCGACAUCCAAUACUUCGAAUGCGACCCCGUCACCCGCCUCGACGAGGACACCCCCCUCCACGUCGCCGUCCGCUACGCCAACGACAAGGACGCCGAGCUCGGGCUGGAGAUGAUCAAGAUGAUGUGCGAGGCCGGCUGCGACCCGCGCGUGCGCAACAAGCACGGCCAGAAGCCUGCCGACCUCGUCUUCAACAACCAGGAGAUUAGGUCCACGCUGCAGCAGGCGGAAUACAUCCUUGCCGAGGGGCUCAGGGAUACGGCGGACAAUGGUUCUAUGCAUGACAGCGCCAGCGAUAGCGAGUAAGGGCGGGCUCACAGACGGGGCUAGGGGGUUGUUUUUUGCUUCAUCCUAUAGAUGUACGACUUUAUGAUAAAUAGG
Messenger RNA from Aspergillus campestris IBT 28561, 910 nucleotides. RefSeq names its product ankyrin repeat-containing protein ANK1. The transcript is spliced from 3 exons. Bases 320 to 835 code for a protein of 171 amino acids. Gene Ontology annotation, molecular function: protein binding. Lineage: Eukaryota; Fungi; Ascomycota; Eurotiomycetes; Eurotiales; Aspergillaceae. The record is from RefSeq and is a predicted model, not a curated record.